AAUACUAACUCCUCAGAAUACAAAGGGACUGAUCAAACAUAGCAAGCAUAGCUUCCUUAAUUUGUAAACUAUACUACCUUUUCCUUUCAACAAAACACAAACCUUAUUAAUCAUUCAACAUGCAUUCCUCACUUCUUCAUGAACUAGUUGUUGGAACUCCAAUCAUAUAUGAUCAGUUUCAAAAGUCGGUUAACAAAUAUUAUUUACUUGAUUCUGCCUCUUAUCAAUGUCAAUAUCCAUCCAAACAUCAAAGUAGAGAAAAUUCGAUCCAGAAAAUGCGCUGCAGGAAGCCCAAUAGUUUCUCACAGAGAGUCCAAGAACAUGUGAGACUCGGAGCAAACAUAUCUCAAACAAUAAAGAGGAAGUUGAGCUUAGGGGCUCAAAUCCUUCAAGUAGGCGGAGUAGAGAAAGUGUUUAUGCAGUAUUUUAGUGUGAACGAGAAGGAGACGCUGUUAAGAGUUUCUCACUGUUAUUUGUCCACCACAUCUGGUCCUCUAGCCGGUCUCCUCUACAUCUCCACUGAAAAGGUUGCCUUUUGCAGUGAGAGAUCAAUAAAAGUCUUUAAUCAGAAAGGUCUAAUGUGUAGAAUCCGCUAUAAGGUUAUGAUUCCACUGAAGAAGAUCAAGUGUGUGAAUCAAAGUCAAAAUGUUGAGAAGCCAACACAGAAGUACAUAAAUAUAGUUACAGUGGACAAUUUUGAUUUCUGGCUUAUGGGUGUCUUCAAGUAUCAUAAAACUUUCAAAUAUCUUGAGCAGGCAAUUUCUCAAGCUUAGAUGAAUUUCAGAAAGUCCAACAUAUGUGCAUAAUAUAAUUAGUUGAGGCUUUGAAGGAAGUUUAAUAUUGCAAGGACAAACAUUAUGAUAAAGAACUUAAAAGAGAUGAUAAAUGACAACUGUAAUAGGCGAUAUUGGGCGUUGUCUUUGAAAAGAGGGACUUCAUGGAUGAUAUUGAUCAUCCUGAAGAACACAACAUCGUGGGAUUUUGGCUUUUCCCUCAGUAUUGACCGCUGAUAACUGAAUCAGAUGCGCAUGGUUCAUUCAUAUCAGCUCGGAUUCAAAUUUGGCUGUCAGCGUAUUUUUGAUAAAGUUGUUGAUGCAAGCUAGAGAUCAUUCGGGCGAAUGCUUUGUAACAAAUCCCAGAUGCAGACAAUGAGUGUUAAUGAUAGGGAUCAUAUUGACAGAAGUUAUCCAUUCAUCAAUAGAGAGGCCUAAACAGGACAGGGAAAGAAAAAGUAAAUAUAAAAACUGAAGAACACCAUUAGAAGUUUAAGUUUCACCUGUAUUACUUACGUUACAAGUUUUCAUUCAAGUUUUUUUUACUAUUCAAUUUUUUCCUAAGAAUUUUUUAACAUGAGGUGUUAAAUUGAGUGUGGCCAAACAUACAAAGGGUUAAGAAUCAACAAUUUAUGGGCAGUUUUUUUAAUGCUAAUUCAUAACUUUUUACUAACAAAAAUUGUGUCUUUAUGAGCAGUUUUUUUCAUAAACUAUCUUGAAAAACUUAUAAUAAUACAUAAAAACUUAUUUAUUUGCAUAAGUUGUUUCGCAUAAGGUCAAAAAUAAGCCAAUCCAAAUGGGUCCAUAUUGGAGAACUUAUGAAAAUUAGUUGAAAUUUUUUUAUGACAAUUGUUUUAAACUGUUUUUAUAAGUUCUCCCAAACAGUCUCACAAAACUUAGGCUAGUAGAUAUGCUCAAAUAAGCCAAUCCAAAUAGGUCAUUAGUUCAUGAUAUUUUUUCAAUUUGAGCUAAUGAUUUUCCAUAUUCUGUUUUGUUUUAGCUUUCUGCAUCCAGCUGAUAGUAACAAUACAAAGCUUCAACAAUGGUUGUGCAAGGAGGAAAUUAGGUUGGUAACUAGCUAGUAUCUUAUGGAAACUUUCACGGCUUGGUAUUAGUUUCUUUUAGAUCAAGUGAUUUCUGUUUGGAAAGUUUUUCCUCUAACAUGUUUGUUGUACUAUGUAUAGUACAUUUAUUAGUUUCAUAGAUUUUCAAGUAUCUGAUUGUGUAUCUUUUGACAAUUUAUUUAACAAAUAAAUGUAUGAAUAUAGAAGCAUAUGUACCGUAAUGAUAAAUGCAUUUGACAAUUGACAUGAGUAUGAAUGAGAUGUCACGAAACUAUGCAUUCUCGUAA
Messenger RNA from Trifolium pratense (red clover), 2124 nucleotides. RefSeq names its product putative GEM-like protein 8. The record is from RefSeq and is a predicted model, not a curated record. The coding region runs from base 120 to 773 and encodes 217 amino acids. The transcript has 4 exons. NCBI's taxonomy places the organism in Eukaryota, Viridiplantae, Streptophyta, Magnoliopsida, Fabales, Fabaceae.